AUGUAUAACAACAAUACAGAAAAGAGCAUUUACAGUCCUGACAAUCCAUAAUUCAAAUAAAAGGUUUACGAACUCCAACUUAUCAUGGAUCAAUGCAAAUAUACCAAAAAGUACCUUCUCUUUAUAUCCAAUAUAGAAAUAAAGUCAUAGAUGAUGCUAAAAUCGUUCUAUUAAAUUAUAAGGAAUUGAACCCAACUUUGACUGCCCUUAAUAUUACUAUGCUAGAAUUAUAAGGAAACAGUAUUUAUUGUUUUAUAUUCAGUUCCCAUUCCAUACAAUAAUAGCAUCUUCUCAAUCUUUAUACAUUUAAGAUUUCAAACCUCUCAUCCUGAAGUCUAACCCUUCAUUUUCCUCAAAAAUGUGGAUCGUACUUAAAUAUUUAUAUUUUAGCUAAUAAAUUCGAUGCUAACCCUUUAUAUAAGUCGGCAGAAAUACAAAAUGGAUUGUAUAUUACUUUUAAUAAUUUCAUUCCUUCCAUCAAGAAUUGGAAUAAGAAUUAUAAAAUUGUAUCAAUUCUAUGCUAAUUAGAUCAAUUUUAUGUUGGAAGUACAAUAAGCCUUGUCCAGGAAUUUUCCUUUUUUCCUCAAAACUAAUGUUUACAAUUAGAAUCAAUCUUAAUACUAAUAUAACCCUUAAUAGAUGAUGAGUUAAGUGAAUUAAUCAUAAUUUAAUAACUAUGGGCUUUGGCAAUCUUAAAUGUAAUAACCACAAUAUGUUUAACAAUAAUAAUAGUAAUAGCCUCAAUAAAAUCCUUAUUCUUAAAUAUAAUAAAUUCCAUAAUCACAACUGCAAUAAUAAUAAUAGUCGCAAUAUAUUUAAUAGCAGGACUAACCAAAAAAAAAGUAGUAAUAAGAAGAACCAGGAAUGGCUAAUAAAUUGAUAUCAAUAAGUGCAUCUGUUUUUGAAUUUGGAAAGGAAUUGUUUAUGAGUUAAGAAGCAAAAGAGGAGAAAAUAAAAACUGAAAUCAAAUCCAAAGUUGAUAUUGAAUUACUAAACCAAUCUAAAAAACUCAUGGAUUCAAUCAGAUAGUAAAAAUAGCUAACUGAUGUUUUGACAGAAUAGUAUUAACAACAAACAAAAAUUAUGAGGGAGAUUUAAUUAAAGGAUCAAGAGAUUAAUACCAGUAUCCAUGAAUUAGAUUAAUAGAUGAUCUAAAUGGAACACAAAAUAGAGGCUUGCGUAACCGCAAUAAGCAAAUUAGAAUAAAACAAUAUUGAAGAGUAAUUAUAAUUAAAUAUACACAGAUUAAUGUAGACAGAUCCACUUAGUAAUUAGAUUAUAGAGUUGACAAGUGAGAUUCAAGCAUAAAAGGAAGGGUUGUAUUAUGUGUAGAAGAAAUUCAGACAUUAAAAUUUGGAUUAUGAUUAGUUAAUUAAAAUAACUAGAUAAAUGAGUUAGUAGAUGUUCGAUCAAUAUUUAUUAUUGAAAAAAUGUGUUACUAGUAAAUAAUGA
Messenger RNA from Paramecium octaurelia, 1452 nucleotides. Lineage: Eukaryota; Ciliophora; Oligohymenophorea; Peniculida; Parameciidae. The record is from the annotation of a GenBank genome assembly.